This is a messenger RNA of Mobula hypostoma (lesser devil ray), 1429 nucleotides long. It is a transcript of the gene bet1, whose product is annotated as Bet1 golgi vesicular membrane trafficking protein. The transcript has 4 exons. Gene Ontology annotation, biological process: vesicle fusion with Golgi apparatus; endoplasmic reticulum to Golgi vesicle-mediated transport. Gene Ontology annotation, cellular component: SNARE complex. Lineage: Eukaryota; Metazoa; Chordata; Chondrichthyes; Myliobatiformes; Myliobatidae. Gene Ontology annotation, molecular function: SNAP receptor activity. The record is from RefSeq and is a predicted model, not a curated record. The coding region runs from base 339 to 665 and encodes 108 amino acids.
GUAGUUUUCCUGGGGGAAGGAGCGGCGGAGGGUUGUGCUGGUGGCCGGAGGGGAGGCGGCCCAUUGACAGGCCGCGCGUCGAUGCCUCUCGCGGGGCCGACGAAAGGGCUGCAUGCCGCCGGCUGGGUGCGGGUUGCCUGGCGGUUGGGACCCAAAGCGGGCGGCGGGACUGCACGAGAUUCUCCCAGCAGCCGCCGCGAGGCACUCCCGACUGCGGUGAUGUGGCGCUGCCAGGAAGUCAGGGACAGAGUUCAAAACAUAAUAAAGAUUCUCUGAACCAUCCUCUACCUAGUAUCGUCGUCAGAGGAGGGCAAAACUGAAAUCGGGAGCGGAAAAAAAUGAGGCGUGCAGGUUUGGGGGAAGGAUACACUGGAGGUGGUUACAGUGUUCAUGAAGAAGAAAAUGAUAAAUUAGCUGAGGGCCUACGAGAAAAAGUGUCUGCUUUAAAAUCACUUUCCAUUGAUAUUGGAACUGAAGUGAAAUACCACAAUAAACUGCUGGAUGAUAUGGAUGCAGGAUUUGAAUCUACAGGUGGACUGUUGGGCGCAACGAUGGGUAGACUCAAGCAUCUGUCUCGUGGGAGUCAAACAAAAGUUUUAUGCUACAUGAUGCUUUUUGCAUUUUUUGUUUUCUUUGUACUUUAUUGGGUUAUUAAACUGAGGUGAAAUAAAUUUGUAUCUAGUUCUAACUUAUUGCAUAUUGCUAUACAGAAUCUCUUUUGUAAGAUAGUUGAAAUGUGAUUAAUGUCAAAGGCAAUUAUUUAACAUUACGCUCUAGUUACAGACUGCAGUUUCAUGUACCCUCAAUGUUUGCUCAUCAGAACUUCCCAUGUUUUCAAAAAUGAAAAAUGUUGGUGAUAGUCUUCCUCAGAGACAUUCCCAAAGGUUAUGGUGACUUUGUUUCUAGAAUGUUUCUUUGGGUUGAAAAGUAAUUGAUGAGUCCCUUAUAAGAUUGCAGAUUCUGUUAGAAUAAUAGGAUAGCUAUUCUGACAAUGAAAAUUAAUUUUCCUAUUUUUUCAUUCAGUGAGUGAAAUACUAAUUACAAUUAUUAAGGAAUAAAAUGAAAAAUAAAAAUCCUUUUUGAAACAUGUACCAUUGAUAACUCAGUUCCGUGCCUAAUUUCUACAGGUUGGAUGUAAAUAUUUUAUUGUGAUGCAAUAUAUUAAUGAACUUCACAAUAGUGUAGCAAGAAGUGAACUGUUUCUUUGAUGCUACAUGUCAUUUUCACACAAGCAUUGCCAAGUUUAUCUAGAAAUUGGAGUAAGAAGGAAAAUCAGGUGGUGCUAUGUUAUUCUGUGACAUUUCUGCACUUCAUCUUAUUGUUUUUCUUUUAAUAUUCUUGAAUACUAUUAAAUUACUCUGGUGUUUCAUAACAGCUGAUAAGUUAUUCGAAUAUUUCAGUAGACUUGUCUGUUCACCCAUUUCAUAAA